AAUCGCGGUCUACGGCCGUAUGACUGCUACUGCCAAAAAUUCCACAUUAGUUGAAAUUUCGGUGGUAGUUACUGAAUCACACAAUAACGCUCAUGACGUCCAGUAAAGAAAAAGAUUCACAGCAGCCUAGCCAGGAAAUCCUGGCAAUCAUACAUGAAGGCUCUCGAGCAUUUUCACUCCAUGACUACGAAAACGCAACAGACAAGUUUGGUCAAGCUUGUGAACUGCUUGAUAAUCAAUUUGGAGAACUAGCGCCACAAUGUGCUGAUGCUUACUUCAUGUAUGGAAAAGCUCUACUGCAGAAUGCGAUACAGCAAAAUUCAGUCCUUGGAAAUGCUGCUGCUGAAGACAGCGCCGCUGUCGAAGACACGGAAACGCUUUCCAAUCCUCGAUUCCAUUUUGAAGGAGAACCUGAUUUAAGAGAAGUGGAAGCUGAAGGCGACGAUGAGGCUGAUGAUGAGGAAGGUCAAGAAGACCAAGAAGAAGAAGGCGAGAGUGAUAUGUUCAACGAUGCAUGGGAUGUACUGGACAUUGCGCGCGUUAUUUACGGAAAAGAUUCUAGUCAGGAGGCGAGAUUGAAGCUUGCAGAUGUAUACUCAUGCCUUGGCGACGUGUCUUUAGAAACUGAGAAGUUCGACCAAGCCAUACCUGACUUUCAGUCCGCUCUCAGCAUCAAACAAAGCAUUUUGGAUGAAGACAAUCGAGAGCUUGCCGAGCUUCAUUAUAAACUAGCACUUGCAUUCGAGUAUUCAACUUCAGAACAACACCAAGCUAUUGAAGAAACACGAAAUGCUGUAAAGGUUCUUCGCAAUCGACUGUCUACUUUGAAAGAAAAGCAACUUGCCGAAUCCGGAGAUGUCAAAGGCAAAGGAAAGGAAAGUAACGUGGUUAUCGAUUCAGGACGUACAUCCGACAUACAAAAGGAGAUCGAUGAAAUACAAGAAUUGAUUCCCGACAUGGAGGUCAAGAUAGAAGAACUGAAGAAUCCAAAGCAGCUAGAGGCCCAGGUGGAUAUGCUUAAGGAAAUGCUCGGUCUGAAAGGUUCAACUGGUUUGCCUGCAGUACCUAUUCCUACCAAUGUCAAUGAUCUCUCAUCACUGGUGAAAAAGAGAAAAGCAGAUAAUUCUGCCACCGCACCUGAAAAGGAGGGCAAGCAACCCAAGAACGAAUAAAAUAGAUACUAAAUAAAAUGCAAGUUUGGC
Messenger RNA from Umbelopsis ramanniana AG, 1202 nucleotides. RefSeq lists its product as uncharacterized. Gene Ontology annotation, biological process: CENP-A containing chromatin assembly; DNA replication-dependent chromatin assembly. The coding region runs from base 93 to 1172 and encodes 359 amino acids. Gene Ontology annotation, cellular component: nucleoplasm. Gene Ontology annotation, molecular function: histone binding. NCBI's taxonomy places the organism in Eukaryota, Fungi, Mucoromycota, Umbelopsidomycetes, Umbelopsidales, Umbelopsidaceae. The record is from RefSeq and is a predicted model, not a curated record. The transcript has 3 exons.